Messenger RNA from Limanda limanda (common dab), 3681 nucleotides. RefSeq names its product E3 ubiquitin/ISG15 ligase TRIM25-like. The annotation marks the transcript as partial. The transcript is spliced from 3 exons. Lineage: Eukaryota; Metazoa; Chordata; Actinopteri; Pleuronectiformes; Pleuronectidae. Gene Ontology annotation, molecular function: protein binding; zinc ion binding. The record is from RefSeq and is a predicted model, not a curated record.
AAUCAACUGGACAGAGAAAGGUUCUGCUGUUUGAUCUGUGUGGAUCUACUGAAGGAUCCGGUGACUACAGUCUGUGGACACAGCUACUGUAAGAGCUGUAUUAACACCCACUGGGACAAAGAGGAGGAGAGAGGAAGCUACAGCUGUCCUCAGUGUAGACAAACCUUCACACCGAGGCCUGUCCUGGUGAAAAACACCAUGUUAGCUUUUUCACUGGAGGAGCUGAAGAAGAAUGGACUCCAAGCUGCUCCUGCUGAUCACUGCUAUACUGGACCUGAAGAUGUGGCCUGUGAUGUCUGCACUGGUAGUAAACGGAAAUCUCACCUCCAGCCUCAUCUUCAGCCAGCUCCAUUGAAGAAGCACAAGCUGGUGGAGCCCUCGGAGAAGCUCCAGGAGAACAUCUGCUCUCGUCACGAUGAGGUGAUGAAGAUGUUCUGCGGCACUGAUCAGCAGUGUAUCUGUUAUCUCUGCUCUGUGGAGGAUCAUAAAGACCACGACACAGUUUCAGCUGCAGCAGAAAGGACUGAGAGGCAGAGAGAGCUCGGGCUGAGGAGACAAACAAUCCAGCAGAGAGUCCAGGACACAGAGAAAGACGUGAAGCUGCUUCAACAGGAGGAGGAGGCCGUCAAUGGCUCUGCUGAUAAAGCAGUGGAGGACAGUGAGGAGAUCUUCACGGAGCUGAUCCGUCUGCUGGAGAAAAGAAGCUCUGAUAGACUGGAGCAGCAGAUCAGAUCCCAGCAGGAAACUGAAGUGAGUCGAGUCAGAGAGCUUCAGGAGAGACUGGAGCAGGAGAUCACUGAGCUGAAGAGGAAAGACUAUGAACUGAAGCAGCUCUCAGACACAGAGGAUCACAACCAGCUUCUACACAACUACCCCUCACUGUCACCACUCAGUGAAUCUACACACUCAUCCAGCAUCAGCAUCCGUCCUCUGAGGAACUUUGAGGACGUGACAGCAGCUGUGUCACAGGUCAGAGGUCGACUACAGGACAUUCUGAGUGAGACAGGGACAAAGAUUUUACAGAUUGUGUCUCAAGUGGAUGUUUUACUAGGACAACCAGAGCCAGAGACCAGAGCUGACUUCUUAAAGUAUUCACAGGAAAUCACACUGGAUCCAAACACAGCAAACAGACAGCUGUUAUUAUCUGAGGGAAACAGAAAAGUAACAUGGAUUAGUGAAGAUCAGUCUUGUUCUGAUCACCCAGACAGAUUCACUGAUUGGUGGCAGGUCCUGAGUAGAGAGAGUCUGACUGGACGUUGUUACUGGGAGGUGAAGAUGAGCAGAGGAGGAGAAGUUGACGUAGCAGUCGUAUACAAGAAUAUUAGAAGAGCAGGAAACUCACUUGAAUGUUUAUUUGGAUGCAAUGAUAAGUCUUGGUCAUUAUCUUGUGUUGUAAACAGUUAUAACUUUUAUUACAACUGCAACAUGACUCCAGUGUCAGGUCCUCGGUCCUCCAGAGUAGGAGUGUACCUGGAUCACAGUGCAGGUGUUCUGUCCUUCUACAGAGUCUCUGACACCAUGACUCUCCUCCACAGAGUCCAGACCACAUUCACUCAGCCUCUCUAUGCUGGAGUUAAUGUUUAUUAUGGAGCCACAGCUCAACUGGACAGAGAAAGAUUCUGCUGUCCGAUCUGUCUGGUGAAAAACACCAUGUUAGCUGAUUUAGUGGAGGAGCUGAAGAAGACUGGAAUCCAAGCUGCUCCUGCUGAUCACUGCUCUGCUGGACCUGAAGAUGUGGCCUGUGAUGUCUGCACUGGGAGAAAACUGAAAGCUCUCAAGUCCUGUUUAAAUUGUUUGGCCUCUUAUUGUGAAAAACACCUCCAGCCUCAUUUUCAGGCAGCUGCAUUUAAGAAGCACAAGCUGGUGGAGCCCUCGGAGAAGCUCCAGGAGAACAUCUGCUCUCGUCACGACGAGUUGAUGAAGAUGUUCUGCCGCACUGAUCAGCAGUGUAUCUGUUAUCUCUGCUCUGUGGAUGAACAUAAAGACCACGACACAGUGUCAGCUGCAGCAGAAAGGACUGAGAGGCAGAGAGAGCUCAGGCUGAGGAGACAAACAAUCCAGCAGAGAGUCCAGGACACAGAGAAAGACGUGAAGCUGCUUCAACAGGAGGAGGAGGCCCUCAAUGGCUCUGCUGAUAAAGCAGUGGAGGACAGUGAGGAGAUCUUCACUGAGCUGAUCCGUCUGCUCGAGAAAAGAAGCUCUGAUGUGAAGCAGCAGAUCAGAUCCCAGCAGGAAACUGAAGUAAGUCGAGUCAGAGAGCUUCAGGAGAGACUGGAGCAGGAGAUCAAUGAGCUGAAGAGGAAAGACCAUGAACUGAAGCAGCUCUCAGACACAGAGGAUCACAACCAGUUUCUACACAACUACCCCUCACUGUCACCACUCAGUGGAUCUACACACUCAUCCAGCUUCAGGAUCCGUCCUCUGAGGAACUUUGAGGACGUGAGAGCAGCUCUGUCACAGGUCAGAGGUCGACUACAGGACAUUCUGAGUGAGACAGGGACAAAGAUUUUACAGAUUGCGUCUCAAGUGGAUGUUUUACUUCCACAACCAGCGAUGAAGAACAGAGUUGACUUCUUAAAAUAUUCACAGAAAAUCAAACUCAAUCGUAACACAGCAAACAAUGAUCUGUUAUUAUCUGAGGGAAACAGAAAAGUAACACGUGUGAGUGAAGAUCAGGAUUAUUCUGAUCAUCCAGAAAGAUUCACUAAUUGGCCUCAGGUCCUGAGUAGAGAGAGUCUGACUGGACGUUGUUACUGGGAGGUGAAGAUGAGCAGAGGAGGAAGAGUUGAUGUAGCAGUCACAUACAAGAAUAUCAGAAGAGUAGGAUGCUCACGUCAAUGUGGAUUUGGAUCAAAUGAUAAAUCUUGGUCAUUAUAUUGUGAUGUAAACAGUUAUAACUUUUCUUACAACAACAUCAAAUCUCCAGUGUCAGGUCCUUGGUCCUCCAGAGUAGGAGUGUACCUGGAUCACAGUGCAGGUGUUCUGUCCUUCUACAGCGUCACUGGCACCAUGACUCUCCUCCACAGAGUCCAGACCACAUUCACUCAGCCUCUCUGUGCUGGAGUUAGGGUUGGUUAUGGAGCCACAGCUGAGUUCUGUUAACUCAAACAGACUUGAGUCAUUAAAAGCAGUGAUUUAGAUUCUGUGUGUAAAUCUUUAACUUCUAAUGUCUCCAUGUUUGUUGAUCAAAGUCCGUCGUGGUGACGUAUUUAGUUCUCACUUUGUAAAGACAGAAAUCUACAAUUACACUGAGAUGAAUGUGUUUGAAAGAACUUUUUUCUUAAUCAAUGUAGAAAUCAGGUUGUGUGAUGUUUUAGAACCUGUGUUGAUCCUGAUCCUCACCAAUGAGCUGAUUAUUUGUUCUUUUCUUUUCCACAUGUGAGAUGGAGGUGAAACAAACAGCUCAUCUCUGUAAAGUGUGAAUCCUCUCGUCCUCAUUGUAUUUACAGAUUUAGUGAACGGGCAUAUUGAUCUGCUGCUGCGUAGGUUUCUGUUGUUUUGAUUUUCCUGAUCUGAACUAGCAGUUCCAUUGGAGAGUGUCCUGAUCGAGUCCUUCUGAGGGUUUGUUCUGCAGCUCUCAUCACUUGUGUUUAUUAUACAUGGGAUUAUACAUUGAAAUAUCUUAAACAUGUAUGAAGCAAUAAAAAUGGAAUGAGGAAGCUGAAAGUUGAAAUAAAGAAU